This is a messenger RNA of Arabidopsis lyrata subsp. lyrata, 1443 nucleotides long. RefSeq lists its product as uncharacterized. The transcript has 2 exons. Gene Ontology annotation, molecular function: zinc ion binding; nucleic acid binding. The coding region runs from base 53 to 1198 and encodes 381 amino acids. Lineage: Eukaryota; Viridiplantae; Streptophyta; Magnoliopsida; Brassicales; Brassicaceae. The record is from RefSeq and is a predicted model, not a curated record.
AAAGUUCUAAAUACAAGUUCUUGUUUGGAAUCUCAAGACGUGAUCUUGAAAGAUGACUGGAAGAGAUGUAGCCGAAAGUGGAGGAGAGAAGAAGCCGGAGAAAGUUGUGUCACCAUAUUCAGUGUUUUCAUCCGACAACCCAGGAGCGUUGAUUACGGCGGUGCUGUUGAAAGGUGAUAACUACAAUGAAUGGGCGACGGAGAUGAUGAACGCCUUGCAAGCAAAAAGGAAGAUGGGUUUCAUCGAUGGUUCCUUGAAGAAGCCACCGGAGGGUCACGCAGACUUGGAGUCAUGGCUAAGCGUGAAUUCUAUGAUUGUGGGAUGGCUUCGUACCUCGAUUGAACCACGUGUUAGAUCUACUGUGACGUUCAUCACCGAUGCGCACAAGCUAUGGGAGAAUCUCAAAGAGAGGUUCUCGGUUGGGAAUAAGGUUCGAGUUCACCAACUGAUGUGUAAAUUGGCGUCUUGUCGUCAAGAUGGACAUGCUGUGAUAGAUUAUUACGGAAGGCUGGCCAGGAUAUGGGAAGAGUUGCAGACGUAUCGUCCAGCUCUGGCGUGUUUGUGUGAAGCUGCGGCGGCGUACGAGAAAGAAAGGGAAGAUGAACGUGUUCAUCAGUUUGUGAUGGGUCUCGAUGAAUCGAGAUUUGGUAAUGUGGUUUCGGGUAUUAUUGAAGCAGAUGUGUUGCCCGAUCUUGGUAAAGUGUAUGCCAAAGUGAUUCAAGAAGAAGAUAGACUCAAUUCAGCUAAGACAAGAGAACAACAACAAGAAGCUGUGGGUUUUGCUACCCGACGUGAGACACAAGAAGAAACAGGGGGCUCUGGUUCUCGCCAUGACGGAGGAGGAAACAAACCACGAGAUCGUGCUUGUUUUUAUUGUGGCAGAGAGGGUCAUGAGAAGAGCUCGUGCUGGCAGUUGGUGGGCUAUCCUGAGUGGUUCACGGAACGUGGAGGCAGAGGAGGACGUGGUAUGAGUCGUGGAAGGGGACGUGGCGGAGCUUCUACCAGUUAUGGAGGAGGACGUGGGCAAGUGAAUAUGGCUCACGCAACUAGUCCUUAUGCUUCUACAACACCAGACUUGACUCCGGAGCAGUUGAGGAGAGCUAUUUCACAACUCUUCAAUGACAAAACUGGUGAAUCAUCAGACAAACUAGCUGGACCGUUUUUCGAAGACUCUGAUUGGUCGAGGGGAAGAACGUGAUGGGGUCUAUUAUUUAACGGAUGUGAAGACUGCUCGGGUUAACAAAGUUGAGGUGAAGACUGAUCAAGUUUUGUGGCAUCGUCGGUUGGGGCAUCCUGCGUUUUCGGUGUUAUCUUCUAUUCCUAAAAUUUCUGAUAUUACUAUUUCCGCUAGUCAAAGUCCUUGUGACACAUGUUUUCGGGUUAAGCAAACAAGCGAGGUUUUUUAUGAUAGUAUUAAUAAAACAGAGGAUUGUUUUUCUUUAA